AUGUCCCACCCCCAGGCCCCGCGCCUCCGCGCCCUGUACCGCUCCCUCCUCCGCGAGCUGCCCCCGCGGCCCAUCCUCUCGUCGCCUCGAUCGCCCAUCCACCAGCGCCUGCGCGACGGCUUCUUCUCCUCUCCUCCUCCUCCUCCUCCUACCUCCUCCUCUUCCUCCACCACCAGCAGCAACGCCAGCACGCCUCCCCCGGACUCGGGAGCGGAGGCCUCCGCGCUCGCCGUGGGCCAGGCGGAGCAGUACCUGGCCUACCUGCGCGCGCAGCGCACCUACGUCAGCCUUCUGGAGCGGUACAACCCGGGCAUGGGCAUGGACGAGGAGGAGCGCGUGCGCCUGACGGCCCGGCGCGUCGGCAUGGACCUGCCCGUCGAGUACGGGCUCGAGCCCGAGAGGAGCGGGGAGGGCGGUAGCGGUUCGGGGAAGAAGGAGUAG
Molecule: messenger RNA, 441 nt
Organism: Thyridium curvatum
Lineage: Eukaryota; Fungi; Ascomycota; Sordariomycetes; Thyridiales; Thyridiaceae
Exons: 1
Coding region: 1-441 (146 amino acids)
Biological process (GO): mitochondrial proton-transporting ATP synthase complex assembly
Cellular component (GO): mitochondrial matrix
Source: RefSeq, a predicted model, not a curated record